AUGGUUAUAACCUCCAUUCCUCAAAGUUGCUUGCCACAUUUGCCUACUCCGCUCUUUCUUACGACACAGAUAUGCUGCAUUUGUGAGGUGUUGGUACAGUUGGAGGACACAGACAGGCUCAGACAACUUUUUCAAUCCUUGCCCAGUCUCCUGAUCAAUCAGGCAUUGCUUGGCGGCUCGUUGGAGGACGACGGUCUAGCCACUCCCGAAAGCCAGACCGUCUGCCCCGCGGUGUGUAGUGCCUCUUUCAAUAUCACGCCGAACCAGCUUUCAACGAUUGAGCCCGAAUCGGACUAUUUCGUCGGUACAGCAUUCACCAGUAAAGCCACAACUGACCCCAAAGAGGCCAUCAAGUCGUCAAUCGCGGAAAGGGAACAUGAAUCCGGUGUCACGGCUGUACGGCAGCCCAGUUGGUCUACUAUUUGGUCUGGACAAAAUGUAUGCCCGACAGCCGUUAGACAAACGGGCUGGAGUGCAGAGAGUAACCCGAAAUCUGGCAAGCUUCCGGAAAACUACGGUAAUUUCAUUCAAUUUACAUUUUCUGAGAUGCAAUGCAAAAAAUAG
Molecule: messenger RNA, 564 nt
Organism: Protopolystoma xenopodis
Lineage: Eukaryota; Metazoa; Platyhelminthes; Monogenea; Polystomatidea; Polystomatidae
Source: the annotation of a GenBank genome assembly